GAAAAUAAAAACAACACAGAAAGAAAAGAAAAGAAAAUCAGUGACCGUACAUACAGUUCCAGAGAGAGAGAGAGUGAAAAACUAGAAGAAAGAGAAAGAAACACUAACACACACACACACACACACGAACGAGAACACAAAGAACGUGUGAAAAGAAAAACCCAUUUUCUGUGUGUCGGGUUCUCAAUUAGGAAGGAAGAAAGACGAGCUAAGCUCGCCGAUCUUCCAGAACAUUCUAGAUCACUCUUUGUAAAGUUGUUGCUGUGUACAGGUGAACAAACAAAACAACCUCAAAAACCCCAAACACAACAAACAAAAAUGGACUUGUACGUUCGGAGCCCCACUAGAAACGGAUCCAACCCGUUAAAUCAACAUGAAUGGCGUUCACCUACUGCUGAUACAACUGCUCUCGGAGGUGUUGUAGAUUCGAUGUGGCAUUUAACGAUUGGUGGUGGUGAAUCUUACCCUGAACGACAUGGUGUGCCUAAUUGUGCUUAUUAUAUGCGAACUGGGUUCUGUGGUUAUGGUGGAAGGUGUCGAUUCAAUCAUCCGCGUGAUCGUGCUGCGGUUGCUGCUGCAGUAAGAGCUACGGGGGACUACCCAGAACGGCUCGGGGAACCUCCAUGUCAGUAUUAUUUAAAAACUGGAACCUGUAAAUUCGGCGCGUCCUGUAAAUUCCACCAUCCCAAAAAUGGAGGGGGAUAUUUAAGCCAAGCUCCACUAAAUAUUUAUGGAUACCCAUUACGACCGGGCGAGAAUGAGUGCUCCUAUUAUUUGAAAACGGGGCAGUGCAAAUUUGGCGUAACUUGUAAAUUCCACCAUCCUCAACCUGCUGGCACGUCAUUGCCAGCAUCUGCACCUCAAUUUUAUCAACAGGUGCAGUCUCCAACUGUUCCUCUGCCUGAACAGUUUGGAGGAGCUUCCCCAAGCGUGAGAGUGGCUAGACCUCCUGUGUUACCUGGUUCGUAUGUACAAGGGGCUUAUGGUCCUGUACUUCUUUCCCCAGGGGUUGUUCCAUUUCCUGGAUGGAGUCCUUAUUCGGCUCCUGUAAGCCCUGUGUUAUCUCCUGGCGCGCAACCUGCUGUUGGGGCUACUUCUCUAUAUGGAUUGACCCAGUUGUCGUCAUCAACAUCAGCUUUUGCUAGACCUUAUACUCCUCUGCCCUCUUCUCCUGGCCCUGCAGGAAGCAGCCUGCAGGAAAAAGUAUUUCCUGAAAGACCUGGUGAACCGGUCUGCCAAUACUAUCUGAGAACUGGAGACUGUAAAUUUGGAUUAGCUUGUCGAUAUCAUCAUCCGCAGGAUCAGGGUGUUGCACGACCACUUCUUAGUCCCAUUGGUCUUCCGUUACGCCCGGGUGUACAGCCUUGUUUGUUUUAUUUACAAAAUGGGCACUGCAAGUUUGGCUCGACGUGCAAGUUCGAUCAUCCUGUGGGGUCAAUGAGAUACAGUCCAUCAGCAUCUUCUCUUAUUGAUGUUCCAGUUGCUCCAUACCCAGUUGGGUCUUUACUAUCUAGCCUGGUUCCUUCAACGACAUAUUCAGAGUUUCGGCCUGAACUGAAGUCAGGUCCCAAAAAGGAAUCCUAUCCAGCCAGAAUGCAUUCUUCCGGAAAUGGUUCUGGUACUUCAGUCGGUUUAAAUUUUUCACAAGGUGGGUCUGUCUCACUGUCUGAUGCGCAACUCUCAAGCCAAAGUUCUGCUUCUUUAAACGGUAGCAGAAGCAGCAGACAGAGUGGUGAGAUACGUUGAUCAGGCGCGCUAUAGUACAAAACUUGAAAAUGCUUCCACAUUAUCUAUCAAAUGUGAUUUCACAAGCCUCCAAUGCUUCUGUCUAUAUUCCCCUCAGUAUUUAACGGAAACUGUUCAAGUUUCUUUUCGCCAUUGAAAAUGUCAUCCAAUCCUGAUUCGUGUGUAGGCCUAUACACCAGGUCAUUCUCUUUUAUGCUUAUUUCAUCUGAUCAUAUUAUUAUUACUAUUAUUAUAUUAUAUAAAUAUUAUUACUGAUCAUAUUAUUAUU
This is a messenger RNA of Trifolium pratense (red clover), 2014 nucleotides long. RefSeq names its product zinc finger CCCH domain-containing protein 32. The transcript is spliced from 7 exons. The coding region runs from base 319 to 1746 and encodes 475 amino acids. Gene Ontology annotation, molecular function: mRNA binding; metal ion binding. Lineage: Eukaryota; Viridiplantae; Streptophyta; Magnoliopsida; Fabales; Fabaceae. The record is from RefSeq and is a predicted model, not a curated record.